AUGGCUGCCUCGUCGACCCAGUCCCAGUUCGGCGACUGGCCCGCCACAAAGGUCCGCCAGACCUUCCUCGACUACUUCAACUCGCAGCACCGCCACACCUUUGUCCCCUCGUCGUCCACCAUCCCCUACGACGACCCGACCCUCCUCUUCGCAAACGCCGGCAUGAACCAGUACAAGGGCAUCUUCCUCGGCACCGUCGACCCAAACUCGUCCUUUGCCAAGCUCUCGCGCGCAGCAAACUCGCAAAAGUGCAUCCGCGCUGGCGGCAAGCAUAACGACCUCGACGACGUCGGCAAGGACACGUACCACCACACCUUCUUCGAGAUGCUCGGCAACUGGUCGUUCGGCGACUACUUCAAGACCGAGGCGACCGAGAUGGCCUGGACGCUCCUCACCAAGGUCUUUGGCCUCCCGCCCGACCGCCUGUACGUCACCUACUUCGAGGGCGGCUUUGGCCUCCCCGCCGACCUCGAGACCAAGGACUUCUGGCUCAACCUCGGCGUCCCCGAGGACCACAUCAUCCCGGGCAACGCCAAGGACAACUUCUGGGAGAUGGGCGCCACCGGCCCGUGCGGCCCGUGCACCGAGAUCCACUACGACCGCAUCGGCGGCCGCAACGCGUCCGACCUCGUCAACAUGGACGACCCGGACGUGCUCGAGGUGUGGAACGUCGUCUUCAUCCAGUACAACCGCGAGGCCGACUCGUCGCUGCGCAGCCUGCCCGCCAAGCACGUCGACACGGGCAUGGGCUUUGAGCGCCUCGUCUCGGUCCUCCAGGACAAGCGCUCCAACUACGACACGGACGUCUUCAUGCCGCUGUUUGCCAAGAUCCAGGAGCUCACGGGCGCGCGCCCGUACGAGGGCAAGCUCGGCAAGGACGACGUCGAUGGCAUCGACACGGCGUACCGCGUCGUCGCCGACCACGUGCGCACCUUGACGUUCGCCAUCUGCGACGGCGGCGUCCCGAGCAACGUCGGGCGCGGCUACGUCUUGCGCCGCGUCCUGCGCCGCGGCGCGCGCUACGUGCGCAAGAAGUUUGGGACGCCGAUCGGCACCUUCUUCUCGAGCCUCGCGCCGACGCUCGUCGACCAGAUGGGCGGCUUCUUCCCCGAGAUCACGGGCAAGGACGCCGACCUCAAGGAGAUCCUCGACGAGGAGGAGGAGUCGUUCGCGCGCACGCUCGACCGCGGCGAGCGCCUGUUCGAGUCGUACGUCGCCGCCGCCAACGCCGCCGGGUCCAAGCAGCUCAAGGGCAGCGACGUGUGGCGCCUGUACGACACGUACGGGUUCCCGGUCGACCUGACGCUCCUCAUGGCCGAGGAGGCCGGGCUCACGUUCGACCAGGCCGAGUUUGACGCGGCGCAAGAGGCGAGCAAGGAGGCGAGCAAGGGCGCCGGCAAGAAGGGCGACGGCCAGCAGGUGCGCCUCGACGUGCACGACAUCGGCGCCCUCGAGGCCAACUCGGCCGUGCCCAAGACGGACGACGUCCACAAGUUUGGCACGGGCAACGUCGACGCGACCGUCAAGGCCAUCUACCACCAGGGCAAGUUUGUCGACUCGACGAGCGAGCUCGCGAGCCCGACGACCGACGCGCUCGGGAUCGUCCUCGACCGUACCAACUUUUACGCCGAGUCGGGCGGCCAGGAGUACGACACGGGCCGCAUCGUCAUCGACGGCCAGAGCGACUUUGUCGUCGAGGACACGCAGGUGUUCAACGGCUACGUGCUCCACAUCGGUCGCAUCGUCGAGGGCGAGCUCAAGGUCGGCGACAACGUCGUCGCGACGUACGACGAGCUCCGCCGCUGGCCCCUGCGCAACAACCACACGGGCACCCACAUCCUCAACUUCUGCCUGCGCGAGGUGCUCGGCGACCACAUCGACCAGAAGGGCUCGCUCGUCGCGCCGUCCAAGCUCCGGUUCGACUUCUCGCACAAGGCGCCCAUCUCGGUCAAGGACCUCGCGACGAUCGAGGACCAGUGCAACGACUGGAUCAAGCGCAACGUCAAGGUGUUCAGCAAGGAGAUGGACCUCGCGACGGCGCAAAAGAUCCCGGGCCUGCGCGCCGUGUUCGGCGAGGCGUACCCGGACCCUGUGCGCGUCGUGACGCUCGCCUACUCGCUCGACGAGAUCACGGCCGACCUCGACAACCCCAAGUGGCGCUCGACGAGCGUCGAGUUCUGCGGCGGCACGCACGUCGCCAAGACGGGCGACAUCAAGGACUUUGUCGUCGUCGAGGAGAGCGGCAUCGCCAAGGGCAUCCGGCGCAUCAUCGCCAUCACGGGCGACGACGCCCGGCGCGCGUCGCAGCUCGCCAACGAGUCGGACGCGCGCUUCGAGCGCGUGUCCAAGCUCGCUGCGGGCGCCGACAAGGAGCACGAGCUCAAGCAGCUCGAGAUCGACCUCGCGGCGCAGGCCAUCAGCGUCGUGCGCAAGGACAAGCUGCGCACGCAGGUGACGAGCGCGCGCAAGGCCAUCGCCGACGCGGCGCGCGCGCAGGACAAGGAGCAGGCCAAGGCCGUCGCCGACGCCGUCGCCGAGUUCUUCAAGAAGGACGCCGACGCCCAGGUUUUCGUCGCCCGGUUCGACGACGCCAAGGGCAACGCCAAGAUCCUCCAGGGCGGCCUGAACCAGGCCAAGACGCUCAACAAGGCGGCCUACCUCUUCUCGGUGUCGGCCGACAACAAGGUCGCGCACCUCAACACGGUCCCCAAGGGCGACAUUGUCGCGGGCAAGUUCUCGGCAAAGACGUGGUUCGCCGACGUGACCAAGCUCGUCGGCGGCAAGGGCGGCGGCAAGGACGACGGCGCCCAAGGGUUCGGCACCGAGGUUGACAAGGUCGACGAGGCCGUCGCGCUCGCCAAGAAGGUGUACGCUGAGCGGGCCUGAGCCGAGCGAGCGAGCGAGGGCUGUAGACGGUGGGGCGGGAGGGAGAGUCGACGAGCUCGACUUUUGUCCUCUCCUCUUUCGUGAUCUGUAAACGCGGCGCAACUAUCGACUCUAGUCGUCCUGU
Messenger RNA from Rhodotorula graminis WP1, 3010 nucleotides. RefSeq lists its product as uncharacterized. Gene Ontology annotation, molecular function: alanine-tRNA ligase activity; ATP binding; amino acid binding. Bases 1 to 2886 code for a protein of 961 amino acids. Gene Ontology annotation, cellular component: mitochondrion; cytoplasm. Gene Ontology annotation, biological process: alanyl-tRNA aminoacylation; tRNA modification. The record is from RefSeq and is a predicted model, not a curated record. Lineage: Eukaryota; Fungi; Basidiomycota; Microbotryomycetes; Sporidiobolales; Sporidiobolaceae. The transcript has 6 exons.